GCCUCUCGCAGGGGAAGUGUCACUUCACCCCUCCUCUUCCUCCACCCCCUCACCCCUGUUGACUCCCCGCUCACCCCGGCCCCGCUCCCGGUGUGUGGAUGCCAGCAGCUGGUAAUGAUGGAGCCCACCGUGGUCACACACCAACCCUCUUUUUUAGGGUCCAGGUUUAAAGAGAAAGAAGACGGAGGCCUCCCUGCAGGAAGUAGCGCUAAUGAGAGAUCAAACGGCGCCCCUUUUGCGAGCGUAGUCGCACUGACGCAACCCGGUCUGGGCGUCACCACGACAACCAUUACCACCAUCACACAGACGGGGGGCACCUGGAGCACUGGCCUGCUCGACGUUGAUGCGGACCCAAGCACAUGUGUCGCCGGCGCUGUGGCGCCGUGCUGUUUGGACCUGAGUCUAGCACAUCAGUACGGCGAGACUCUUUGCUUGCCUCUUCUUCCCGGAUCCACUGUUGCUAUGAGGGUCGCACUCAGGGAGCGGUACAAGAUACAAGGCAACAUAUGUGACGACUGGACCGCCGUAUGUUGCUGCUACUCCCUGGCCCUGUGUCAGAUGGUGCGAGAGAGCAAGCGACGCGCGACGAGGCGGACGUAUCACGUGUCCACCGCGCUGCAGUCCUCCUGACUGGACCCAAAAAGGCCAGGCCGUGACGGGGGAAACUUGGCUACAGUUCACUUACUACUGAUGAGCCACAAGCAGGCAGAAAUGGACAAAAGAAAAUGCUACCCUAUGGAAAUAUCAGGUUCAAAGUCAUGGCCAGUUGUUCUCCCGACAAGAAAAGACUAUUUUUCGCCGUAAGAAGAAGCAACAUCCCUGCAGCAAACACCUGCUCCGUGUGUCGUUCAGAGGUGGGUGGUGCUUCACUUCUGUGUUCAGAUUACGAUUAAGGUACAUCGACAACAUCACAUUUAGAUUGUGACCGCUUCAGUAAGUAAGACGACAUGAAAGCUCAACAAAAAUGAAAGACGGCUUUUUUAUUGUUUAACAGUCGAUCCAACAUUAAAACAUGUCAAGACACUUCCUCUCACCAAUCACUUUUCCGGCUUCAAAAUAAAAGCGCAACGCUAUACAUCCAGUUUAAUUACGUUUAGGGUUUCUCCUUAAUGUAAGGGCUUCAUAUUAGCCGCCACAUGUAACACAAAGCAGUGUAAUAUAUUGUAGCCUCCAGAAGAAAACAACUUUGCACUUUCAUUUAGAAGUCAAGGCGCUAGAGUCUAGGGGAAGGCUGGAGAGUGGCAAAAUCCAAGUUGCUUGAAAUCCAGUGUGAAGUUCCUACAGUCAGCAAUGGUUUGGGGAGCCAUGUCAGCUGCUGGUGUUGGUCCACUUUGUUUCAUCAAGUCCAGAGUCAAUGCAGCUGUGUACCAAGAGAUUUUAGAGCACUGCAUGUUUCCAUCUGUUGAAUAGCUCUAUGGAGAUGAUUUCAUUUUCCUACAUGAUCUGGCACCUGCCCACAGUGCCAAAACCACCAGUAACUGGUGUACUGACCAUGGAAUUACUGUCCUUGAUUGGCCUGCAGACCCCCUGACCUGAACCCCAUAGAGAAUAUGUGGCGUAUAUUGAAGAAGAAGCUGAAAGACACCAGACCCAAUAGUGCAAAUGAGCUAAAGGCAACUAUUGAAGCAUCCUGGGCAUCUAUAACACCUCAGCAAUGCCACAGGCUGAUUGCCUCCAUGCCAUGCCGCAUUGAGGCAGUAAUCCAUGCACAGGGAUUCCCAACCAAAUACUGAGCGCAUUAAUUGAGAUUUUCAAAUGUUUGAUUUUGUUUUGCUGUUAUAAAUCUUUUUUUUUACUUGGUCUGAGGAAAUAAAUAAAUAAAUUUGA
Molecule: messenger RNA, 1827 nt
Organism: Nerophis ophidion (straightnose pipefish)
Lineage: Eukaryota; Metazoa; Chordata; Actinopteri; Syngnathiformes; Syngnathidae
Gene: plac8l1
Product: PLAC8 like 1
Exons: 5
Coding region: 115-630 (171 amino acids)
Source: RefSeq, a predicted model, not a curated record